Parathielavia appendiculata is the source of this 2211-nucleotide messenger RNA. RefSeq lists its product as uncharacterized. The record is from RefSeq and is a predicted model, not a curated record. Gene Ontology annotation, biological process: regulation of DNA-templated transcription; DNA-templated transcription. The transcript has a single exon. The coding region runs from base 1 to 2211 and encodes 736 amino acids. Gene Ontology annotation, molecular function: DNA binding; zinc ion binding; DNA-binding transcription factor activity, RNA polymerase II-specific. Lineage: Eukaryota; Fungi; Ascomycota; Sordariomycetes; Sordariales; Chaetomiaceae.
AUGACCGACGUUGUGACCGAGUGGCUGCACUACCACACCCACCAGCCGCCGAAGCGGAAGCGUGCAGAUCUCGUGUGCCUCUCCUGUCACUCCAAAAAAGUGAAAUGCGACCUGCAGAGUAAGGGCGACGGCAUCUGUUCGAAUUGUGACUCGGCAGGGCGGGAAUGCCAGAUCUACCCGUCCAAGCGCAAAAAGAGCAACCGCGAGCUUCCUCAGGAUGCGACGCAUGCGAAUGGCUACCGACGCUCACCAUCACUCCCCGACGAAACCCGCAUCGAUAGUCCUGCCCCCGCUGCCUCCCCUCAACCGCAAACUCCCAUGAUCGCGAUCCAAGCCCUUCCAACGGCCCCGCAACUUCCGCCGUCCGCGACUCUUCCUACUAUCGUGAUUCCAACGCCUCACCGCCGCCAGGACCAAUGCCACCAACAGCGACAACAGCGGCAGCAGCAGGAGCCCCAGCGGUGCUCUCCAUGCCAGCAACAGUCGCAACCACAGCAGCCUGUGCUGUCCCUCAAUGGGACUCCGCCCUCACAGCAGGGUGUCGAUCCGGCAGGAGCGCCCACGGGAAGAAGCAACCCGAGCGACGUCGACACGGGUUUCCUCCACGUCUUCGGCCCGGAAAACCAGAUUGACGCGGAGCAACAGGAGUUCGAGGCGUCACUGGGACGUGGCUACAAACUGUCAGACACGCAGCAACAAGAACUCCAGCAGAUCUUUGCCGAAACGUACCUAGAGUACUGCUACACAUGGUGUCCCGUACUCGACAUGGACAGCCUAUCCUCUGACACGCUGCGGUCCUCCCUGCUGGGAAACGCCCUCGCCCUGGUUGGCAGCCAUAUCCGGCCGCCUCUGAUACCCCACGACGGACCCGCCGCCUACUACAAGAAGGCAACCUCAAUCCUCUACAACGAUGAGGAAGCCGACGGCCUCGCCACUCUCCAGGCCAUCGCGCUCUUCUACUGGUGGGCGCCUCGUUCCCCCGCGGUGGCCCACCGGCACUCAUCCUGGUGGUGGACCUCAGUCCUCAUUCGUCACGCCCAACAGAUGAAUUUCCACCGCGAACCCAGCCCCCACUACCCCCACCGGGACGCCCUCAACCUAGGCCUACGGCGCCGCAUCUGGUGGACCGCCUUUGCCCGCGAGCGGCUCACGGCUCUCUGCCAAAGCAAGCCCUGCAUCAUCGACCCGGCAGACUGCAACAUCAAGGAACCCACGCUGGCCGACUUUCCCCCGGAUCCCAAGAUGCAGCGCAAAGGAGAAAUCUUCAUCUAUUGGGUCCGUCUCUGUGCCAUCAUGGGCCGAAUAGCCAAGAGCCUCUCUCGCUCGGCGUCUUCGACAUACACCCCAUCCCCUGCGUCUCCCACCUCCCCGGCUCACCUUCGCCAAGAACUCGUCGACUGGGUCCACUCCCUCCCCCUGCAUCUACAGCUCCCCAUCGGCUCCAACCGCACCGACUCGGAGCUGUUCGACCGUGACGUGCACCAGCUCCACCUGCCAUACCUCACCACCAUCAUCGUCCUCCACCUCCGCCGCCAACCCGGGUCGGGGUUGCCGCAGGCGCUGCCGCCGGCCAUCCUGGCCGCCUCGUGCAUCGCGCGCAUCCUCCGGGACAUACUCUCGCGCGGCGACGCGCGGUUCCUGAUGCCCAUCACGUGCUGGUACAGCGGGACCGCCUUCAUCGCCCUUCUCCAGGCAUGCCGGGUGGCGAGCUUGGCCGGCGACGCCAGCGACGGGCUCGACGUCCUGACCCACGCCGUCGAGCAUUUGAGGCAGAUGUGGGGAUCGGCCAAGGUGGUGCGGCAGGCGUUCGACCGGCUGCGGCAAUCGCAUGCGGAAGAUCAUGGGAACGCGACGGCGACGCAAACACGGCUUGGACCGGAGCCGGGGCCGGGGUCGACACCGGGCGGUGCAGGACGGCCCGGGGCGGAGGAUGUGCAUCUGCAUGCGCCGCCGUCGUUAUUGCCGCUUGGUGGAACCAGCGCGAGGGCGCCAUGCGCGCACGACGAAGCGGACUUUGACUGGACAGCCUUGUUCCCAUUUGUCACGCGGUCUACGGGUGGGAUCGCGAAUGCGCUGAUCCCGGGACCUGGGCCGGGCAUGGCGACGAGGUUUCCGUCGCCUGAGAGCUUGCUGUUUCAGGAAUCGUUUAUGCUGGAUUACCACGGUCUGCUUGAGCCGUUUGGGUAUGGUGAUGACGGAAUGCCACUGUAG